This is a messenger RNA of Papaver somniferum (opium poppy), 465 nucleotides long. Its product is annotated as self-incompatibility protein S1-like. The record is from RefSeq and is a predicted model, not a curated record. The transcript has a single exon. Bases 1 to 465 code for a protein of 154 amino acids. NCBI's taxonomy places the organism in Eukaryota, Viridiplantae, Streptophyta, Magnoliopsida, Ranunculales, Papaveraceae.
AUGGGUACCAGGAGGAGCCAUUGCAAUUUAAGUUUGCUGUUGCUAUUGUUUUCAGUUCUGGUUUCCAAAGGUUCAUCUUAUCACGGGGCGGUGAAAGUACAAAAUGACAUCCAAGGAAAUCAGGUUUCGUUGGAUAUGCACUGCAGGUCUAAUGAUGAUGAUCUAGGUCAACGUACACUUCAUCAAGGUCAGGAAUGGCAUUGGAAUUUUGGUGUAGCUGCUGGUUUUACAUAUUUUUGGUGUGAUUUUCGUUGGUACGAUAAUCAGGAUAAGCGUUGGUAUCAUGGUACUUUUGAUGUUUACCAUGCAAAUGGAUUAGUAGACAGCUACAUAUCUUAUUGUGGUGGUUCUUGUCAAUGGUCUGCUCGUCGAGAUGGGUUUUAUUUGUUUCGUAAUGAUAGGCCAUAUUUGAAGGAUGCGUGGGAAAAAAGAGACGAAUGGCAAGUUGGUAGUUGGAAAGUGUGA